AUGACGGUUCAGUCGCGCCGCCAGCGCAGCACUCCCUUUCUCCAGAGGAAUAUCUUGCAAGCUAUGGGGAACUCCCAGUCCACGGCUCAAAAGGCCGCCGCUCCCGGGGAUCUCCAGAACGACAACGACGACAGGCGCGCCACUAAACGCCCACGCCUCCACUCCCACAAGAAUCCUCCUCAUACUCUGGUUGAUCAGCUUUUCCAUGCCCACGAGGUCAGCGAAGUACAGCACAACCUCUCCGUUUCAGUCACCAAACUCUUCCACAAGGACUCAAAACGCAUCAGUGCUGCCGCCUGCGAUGAUUAUAUCAGGAUCGAUGCUAGGUGCAAGAUCAUACUCACGCAUGGCAACCAUCAGAUCCAAUUAUACUGCAACAGCCAACUAUGCGAGAUCAAGUCUUUCAAGGACCCGGGUGGGCCUCUACGUAUAGCACGCGUAUGCUUGAAGGAGCCUUUCUACAUCCCCAAGCAUUGCAUGCGCGUCAAUCACGAGGACGACUAUUCUUUCGAUUUGGCCAACGAUUACCGCCUCGUCGUAGAGUUGGAGGCGGCUGGUCCCACGCAUUGGCCCCCAAUCGUCUUGAAUCCUUCAACCGAGGAAUUGGGAAGUUCCCGCAAGGUCGAUCCCCAUCGCUGGGUCCUCCAGGCUGCCAUGUUCAACUUGUUCUCGAAAGAGCCGGCUGUCCUGAACUUGAAAGUUAAGAAGAGUCCUACCACACUCGCAGCAACAGAUCACUGUCUCGAGGUGGAUGUCCGAUGGACCACGGCUUUCGAGGCGAGAGCCAUCCGUGAAUUGGAAGAUGGUGUCAAGCCCUCUAUUACGGUUCUACCAGAGGUGAACGGCAACGAAUCCUCCGUGAACCCCCCUCAAUUCGACAGUCCGCCCGGAACUCCUUCCAAGGAUCCGAAAUCCAACUUCACAACUCCUGUGAAGGCAUCCAAGAACGGUCUGGUCAAUGGAGAGGCUCCGGACGACGAUGAUUCGCUCGAGAAACUCACUCCCAACCGAUCACUCAGAACUCGCGGUCCUACCAAAAACUAUAAUGUGAAGGACAUGAGUGACAAGGCCCUAGGCAGGGAGGGAAAGCGGAAGAAACGGAGAAAUACCCACGUCAUGGAAGACAAGAGCGUCACCUACAAAUUGCCCGCCGAGAAAGUCAGCUUGGAUUCCUACCGCUGCGUCACCUGUGGUCUUCUCAACGGAAGUCUUUUGCAACUUAAAGGACACUUCAUCACCCAGCACGCCGAAUACGAUUAUGCAGUACAAACAAACAGUAGAGGCGGUGUCGUUAUCAGCGUCACCCACCGAUAUGAGUCGUACACAUUUGGCGCAGGGUCAGGCUUUUCUGUGUCGCGGCCGACUAAAAUCUUCAAGCUGGAUGAGUUUGCCGACGGAAACACCUCACAACUAGACUCCCGAUUUGGGCCUGAAGACGAAAGCAUCACCGAGAUCCAGCCUAGAGAUCGGCAACAAGCAGCCAGGCUUCCUCCCCCUCAGACACGUUCCAAGCUCCUUAUCCCGGACAUUAAGCAAAAGCUGUAUGAUCCGAUCAGCCGGGCUAUUAUUGAGCCAGGCACCGAGUACAAGGCCCCACAGCCGAACGACGAAUGGCUCAUUCAAUGGCAUCGGGACGCAUUGGCGGACUUCUCAGACGUUCCGCCAGAGGAGAGAGAAUACAUGCAACAGUGGGACAGAUUCAUGCUCACGAAGCGUAUUUCCUCCAACAUUUACUUCCCCCGCGCUUGGCUCAACUUUGUGAAGCUCAACGCGAACUGGCUGCUUUCAAAGCUGUCUCGUAACGUCGAGUUCGGAAAGCACUUGACGUAUCUCCUGGCCAGAAAUAGCCUCGACCACGCUACCGUGCAGGAGGGCUUGGACCAUCUCAACUCUUGCAGGGAGAAGCUCAAGCUUCAGAACGGCAACAACUCGCUACCGGCGCCGGAAGACUCUCCUCGAGGACCUCACGUCCGCAAGAGCGCCUCCGGUUGCCAGGUCUGCGGGUUGACCGUGUUGGGCCCUAGGCUGCUGCUGUGUUCCAGAGUGGAAUGCACAAAGCGCCUUUACCACUCGGACUGCAUCAGCGAGAAGGCAAUCAGGAGCGUCGAGGAUCCCGACUGGCUCUGCAACGAGUGCAUCCCUCAGCAUGAAAAGCCGGCUUAG
Messenger RNA from Colletotrichum karsti, 2163 nucleotides. RefSeq lists its product as uncharacterized. Gene Ontology annotation, cellular component: nucleus. Lineage: Eukaryota; Fungi; Ascomycota; Sordariomycetes; Glomerellales; Glomerellaceae. The record is from RefSeq and is a predicted model, not a curated record. The coding region runs from base 1 to 2163 and encodes 720 amino acids. The transcript has 3 exons. Gene Ontology annotation, molecular function: chromatin DNA binding.